Messenger RNA from Castor canadensis (American beaver), 461 nucleotides. It is a transcript of the gene Cox7c, whose product is annotated as cytochrome c oxidase subunit 7C. NCBI's taxonomy places the organism in Eukaryota, Metazoa, Chordata, Mammalia, Rodentia, Castoridae. Gene Ontology annotation, cellular component: respiratory chain complex IV. The record is from RefSeq and is a predicted model, not a curated record. Gene Ontology annotation, biological process: mitochondrial electron transport, cytochrome c to oxygen.
UUUCGCGCUCUAGGGAACAAGGUCGUGAGGCAAGGAGGACUUGGCCUAGAGAGGGCCUUUCUUCCGCUUGACAUCUCUGCGUCUUUUUGCAGAGCUUCCAACAGCGGCAUGUUGGGGCACAGCAUCCGGAGGUUCACAACCUCUGUGGUCCGUCGGAGCCACUAUGAGGAAGGCCCGGGGAAGAAUAUUCCAUUUUCAGUGGAAAACAAAUGGCGAUUACUGGCUAUGAUGACCUUGUAUUUUGGAUCUGGAUUUGCUGCACCAUUCUUUAUAGUAAGACACCAACUGCUUAAGAAAUAAGGAUGUUUUAAUUCAUCCAUGUAACAGAUGCGAAGAAUGUUUCAAGAGGGGCAGUCUCUUUGGAAAAUGGAUCAAACUCUUAAACUUACAGCAUACUAGAUAUGUUUGUAAAUAAACUCAUGACAUGAAUGCCUAAUGCCUCUUCUCUGAAAUAGAGAAUG